Anolis carolinensis (green anole) is the source of this 5083-nucleotide messenger RNA. RefSeq names its product protein tyrosine phosphatase receptor type N2 (gene ptprn2). The coding region runs from base 158 to 3322 and encodes 1054 amino acids. The record is from RefSeq and is a predicted model, not a curated record. Lineage: Eukaryota; Metazoa; Chordata; Lepidosauria; Squamata; Anolidae. Gene Ontology annotation, biological process: protein dephosphorylation; regulation of secretion; insulin secretion involved in cellular response to glucose stimulus. Gene Ontology annotation, molecular function: protein tyrosine phosphatase activity. The transcript is spliced from 23 exons. Gene Ontology annotation, cellular component: secretory granule; synapse.
AAGGAGGAGGGAGGCAGGGAAGGAGGGAGGGCCGGCGCUGGUCGCUGUCCUGGGUGUUGAAGGAGGAGAAGGAGGAGGAGGAGACCAAGCCUCCGGCAUGGGGGCCGAGGCGGCGUGAGGAGGAGACCUUGCGGCGGCCGCUUGCCAUGGGCCACGCAUGACCAUGGGGUCGUCGCCUGGCUCCCUCCCGCCUCGCCUCCUGCUUCUCCUCCUCGUCGUCGUCGUCGCCACCGCUGCGGCCGAGGCCAAAUUCGGAUGUCUCUUUGAGGAUGACCUCUGUAAAUCUUUUGAAAUCUGCAUAAAUGAUGGAGUGUUUGGGAGGUGUCAGCAGGUUCCAGUGAUAGACGUAUACAAAUACGAAGUUUCACCACCUACUCUUCAGCGCUUGAAAAUUAUCUUGGAGAAGCUGUUGCACAGAGGUUUUAAAUGGCAAGAUGAUUAUACACAGUACGUUGUUGCACAUGAGCUCUCAAAUCUCCAUAAGAUCCAUGAUUGGCACCCUGAGACGUUCUCAUCAGAAGAGUCUGAUUUACGAAGGACUUCAAAGCAAAGUCCUGAAAGCAACAUGAAUGUAGGCCUGGAAAAGGAUGUGAACUUUGCCAAUUCUCCUCAGCAAUACCUCGCCUACCUGGAUAUUCUCUCCCAAUCUGCAACUCCAAAUUUAUAUUCAAGGACAAAGGGUAACAAAGCCACCAUUAAGACUGAUAACAUCCCAUCUGACAACAUUAUCAAUUACAUGGUGCAGAAUUCUAAAGGAAAAACAUCAACUCUCACCCGCCCAGCAGCAGCUCAUUCAAAAUAUAUUGGAAACUUCCCAGGGAGGACCUUCGGUCAGCCACAGAUGGAUAAGUUCCCACUAAAACCCGAAGAACAAUUUGACCGAAAGGCUCUUUUGGCAGCAUUACAUGCAUACAUCACUCAGAAGGUGCAAGCAAAAAAUCUUGGUGGUGGUGCAUCUGUUAGCAGGACUAAAGAGUCAUCCUCCUAUAGGUUGAAACCUUCUCAGAUUGACCAUCUUGAUGGAAAACUGUUUAAAGAAAAAGCAGGAGAUUUUGAAAUGUGGCCACCAUUCCUACGGAGACCUGGAUCUGGACUGGCAUCUGGUUCUGUUCAGAGUGCUUUGAGAGUUCCUCUAACUCCUGUAGAUGAAAUAUUUAUUCAAGACGUUCUGAGAGACCUAAAGAAAUAUCAUGUGGAUGUAGAUAAGUUGAACCCUCCAGAGCUGGAUGAGAUGGCUGAUAUCAUUGCUGAUGCUAUUCAAGCUGUUGAUGUUGAUGAAGAAAAGAAAAAUGCUGCUGGGAAGCUUGAAGGAGACAGAGCAGAAAAGGGUGUGGAUUCAGUAGGGAAAGGCGAUGAUUAUGAAAUGGGAUUAAUGAAUAAAGGUCAUCACAUGCAAGAUGCGGGAACAUGGAAUAAAGGUGCCACAGACAAGAAGGAGGAGCAACAUAUGGGUACAAAACUACACGAUUUCCUGAAUGAGAAUGUGGCAGCUGGAAACCUGCCUAAGGAGCCUUUGCCUAAAGAGAUGUUCAAAACAGAGAUAAAGAAAUCUGAGGAUUUAGAUCUCUCCUCUUCCUCUGAGGAAGUGAAGGCUGGGAUUGAAAACGUGAAGAGUGAAACAUUCUCAAGGGAACUGAUAGCUGAAAAGAAAGAUGAAUCAGAAGCUAACUCUAAAGAGCUGACUGAGCUUCAUCAUUGGAUUAAGAAUACUUUGAUUCAGGAUGAAAGCACUUAUGAGGAAACUAGAAAAAAGAUGGGAGAAGGCCUCCAGCUAGAUGCAAAGUCUUCUAAGGAAGAGGAAUACGGUUACAUUGUGACAGAGAAAGACCCUCUCAGUGAAGAAAAGGGUUUGGAGUUAAUCAGGGAAGUUGCGGUUCUUCUGAAGCUCCAGAUGACAGCCUUUGCUGAUAUCAACAUUCUGGGGGCAGCUGUGACCUUCAAAGUGCACUCGAAUGCCCUCAAUGUCACCACCGCUGAUGUUGCCAAAGCAGCAGCUGACAACAAAGACAUGCUUGAAAAAACAACAGGACUGAAAAUUGUGCAGAUUGGCAUGGGGGAGAAAAAGAAGCUGCAGCUUUUGCCCCAUCGUGCCCAGGAGGAGGAAGAUACCACCAAGUUCAUCAUCUUGACGCUCCUCUCCAUUGCUUGCAUUUUUGGGGUGCUUGUGGCCUCCGGGGUCAUCUACUGCCUCCGCCAUGGCUCUCACCACAAACUCAAGGAGAAGUUGACUGGCUUGGGUGCUGACACUGGUUCUGAUGCCACUGCUGCUUAUCAGGAGCUGUGCCGUCAGCGUAUGUCAGUAAAGUCAUCGGAUCACCCAGAGCCUCUGCAUACUUCUCGCAUUAACAGCAUAUCUUCACAGUUCAGCGAUGGACCCAUUCCGAGUCCUUCUGCGCGUAGUAGUACUUCCUCUUGGUGUGAAGAGCCGGUCCAAUCCAACAUGGACAUCUCCACAGGUCACAUGAUAUUGUCCUAUAUGGAGGACCACUUGAAGAACAAGAAUCGUCUGGAGAAAGAAUGGGAAGCGCUUUGUGCUUAUCAAGCUGAACCCAAUGCAACAACCGUGGCGCACAAGGAAGAAAAUGUCCAGAAGAAUCGCUCACAAAUUGUAGUAGCAUAUGAUCACUGCAGAAUAUGCUUGAAAGCAGAAAACAGUCACGACAAUUCAGAUUACAUCAACGCCAGUCCGAUAAUGGACCAUGAUCCUAGGAACCCUGCAUACAUAGCUGCUCAGGGUCCUCUACCUUCUACCGUCACAGACUUUUGGCAGAUGGUCUGGGAAAACGGCUGUGUCGUUAUUGUCAUGCUGACACCCCUCGCCGAAAGCGGAGUCAAGCAGUGCUACCACUAUUGGCCAGAUGAAGGGUCAAACCUCUACCAUAUCUAUGAGGUAAAUCUAGUCUCCGAGCACAUCUGGUGUGAAGAUUUCCUUGUGAGAAGCUUUUACUUGAAAAACCUUCAAACGAAUGAGACUCGGACAGUGACGCAAUUCCAUUUCCUUACUUGGCACGACCAGAAUGUUCCUCCAUCCGCAAGGUCCCUUUUGGAUUUCCGCAGAAAAGUAAACAAGUGCUAUCGGGGUCGUUCUUGCCCAGUAAUUGUUCAUUGCAGCGAUGGUGCAGGAAGAAGUGGAACCUACAUCCUAAUUGACAUGGUUCUCAAUAAAAUGGCCAAAGGUGCUAAAGAGAUUGACAUUGCUGCUACUCUGGAACACUUGAGAGACCAGAGACCUGGCAUGGUGGAGACAAAGGAACAGUUUGAGUUUGCCUUGACAGCGGUUGCCGAAGAAGUGAACGCAAUACUCAAAGCACUUCCACAGUGAGCGGCUCCUUCUCCCUCGGCAGUUCCCACCGGGGACUUUCUGUUUCAUUAUCCUUGGUCUCUGUGAAUGUUGUUGGAAACCGUGACCUGACCUUAACUGUGUGUCAGCUAUUGUAACCACAUAUUUGAUAGGGUCUUUAACAACUUCUAUUGCCAGUUAAAGUUCAACAGUUAAUGUGUAUUCUGUUCUUCUUAUACUAUUCAGAAAUAAUAAUAAUAAUAAUAAUAAUAAUAAUAAUACACUGAAGUGACAAGAACAAUCCCUCUCGUUCUUUUACAACCGUGAAACCCCAAAUUCCACACGUCAAAAGCACACAUACACCUUGUUAAUAGGAACUAUAGAUUGUUGUAAUAAGCUGUGCAUUCAGUGUAUUUUUAGCAACGUAGUGUUCACUUAUGUUUUUGUAACUUUUCCAGGACUGAAUAUAAGAAGCAGGAGGCCUCAUUAUAUAUAUUUUAAAAAGAAUUGGGAUUGUUCUUACAAAGGUCAGGCAAGCUCACUGAACAAUGUUUGUGUAUUUGUAAACACAGGCCUGACUUCUUGCCUAGAGAGGCUGUGCCACUUCAUGCUGCACCUUGGCAAAGUGAUGCUUUUCUUAACUGUUGUUUACUUUUUAACUUUGUGCAAUGAAUAGAAGCAUAUUUGAGCUCCAAAUCCAGAGACCUGCACAGUUAUCCACAUCUACGGAGCAAAAGUCGGUCACGUUAGCAAGAGUCCAAGUUUCCAAAGAGCACAUCAAACUUUGAUUAUAUGUCGCUGCCCUAAUGGGGGGAAGGAAGGCAGAAUAAUUGAACUUCACUGGAUUUGAAAGCCCUUGGGCUUACAGUUUAUUGAACGUUGAUUUUCUUUUUCUUUUAAUUAGGGGAGACAUUGCAUCUAUCCUUGUGUUUAUAUCUUGGAGAUUAAUUUCCCUUUUUUAAUAUUCAAAUAUGCACACUAUUUUUAAAGACCAGAAAAGAGAUUCUUCUAAUAGCUGUUCAUAUCAGACUUAAUUGCUAGCAUAUUUAUUCAAAAUUGUAGCAAGCUCCUUGGUAUACUUGUUUUCCUAAAUUUGCAGAAUAAUUUUAAAGCUGGCAUCCCUUGCCUCCAGUUCUGGGCUUCUUUUCAAUUUAAUUACUUGCAAGUGUGUGCUUUCAGGAUUGCUGUCUUUUACUAUGAAAUGGUCAAAUAAAUAAUUCCAUAUGAAUCACAAAGAACGGGGGAUGUGCCCCGUUUCCAGACCCAUCCUAUCCAAUGUGCAAAAUUUGUAUGCCUCUUGCAUUAGUUGGUUUCAGAGGAACUAAAACACGCUAGUGGGAUGCAUCUUCAUUUGCUUGAGCUUUGAAUUAAAAUUUAAAAAAUACUUGAAUUAUUCUGUAGUAUACAAAUUAAUUACUUGUUUUGAGGCUUCUGGCACUUGUUGUAGAUUUCAUUCCAAACUAUGUGUCUAUACAUUUCUAGUCAGUUAAGUUGCUUUUUUUAAAAAGAAAUGUAUAAUUUGGCUAGAACAGAAAGAGCACAGCAUCUUGCGAACGAAAUCAUAUGUUGCAAUUCUUGGACAUAGUCAAUUAAGCACAGCUGCACCUCAUCCUGUUAAUUUCAAUGGGGCUCCCAAGUCUCAUUGACUCACUAAACCCUGUUGCGAUGGAUUUGUUCUUGCAAGUCCCAUUGAAAUAAAUGAAAGAUGCCUAUCUGCAAUGUCCGGAGGACUGGAUCCAUUCUCUCCAAUGUUUAAUGUAAGCAUAAAUGAAUCCUAGUAAUUAAAGUAUUGUUUCAAAAAGC